GCCAUCCUCAUCCACCUUCCUCCCAUCAUCCACCUCGUCCUCGUCGUCGUCCUCGUCGUCGUCCUCGUCGUCGUCCUCAUCGUCACCCUCACACUCGCCUCCCUCCUCCCCUUGGUGGCAACCUACAAUUCUCUUGACUCUUGCGUCUUCAUCUUCUUCCCCUCCCCCCUCUCACCUCCCUCCCUCCCUCCCUCCCUCCCUCUCCUUCCGCCCUCUACCCACCUCCUCCCCGUCACUCCAUCAUGGGCAACACUCCUUCACAACAUCACCCUCACGGCUCUCAUUCUUCACCAGGAGCAAAGGGAGCUCAGCCGUCAACCUCCCCUCCCACUGACCUCGGUCGUGCUUCAUCACAGCGCAGGCACCCGAACCUCCGCUUGCCCAUGCCACAGCGUGGACUGUCACAACAACAGGGUCAACAAGGUACUCAACCCACAACGCACGGCGUCUCUACUCCACUCUCCGAAAACCCCACCUCUCCCUCUGCCGCAAAACCCGGCUCUUCCAGCCCACGUAGGCGCAAGAGUCUUGAGCUUCCAGACCUCAACAAGCUCAGCUUCACUCCUGCCUCACCACAACCAACCACCGCCACUCAGACCGCAAACGCCAGCGCAUCACCAGCAGCUGCCACCUCUGCUCUUCCUUCAAGCAACGCACCCGGUGGCUCGACCUCGGCAAUCGGCGCUGCCGCAUCGUCUCAUCAGCGUACCAACAGUGCAGCCGGCCGUGCCGUCGGGAGCGGCAGUCCCAUGUCGCCCUCCAAGGCGGCUUCCACCGGCUCCGUCAUCCCAGGCGUGACGGUCGUUCCAGUCAACGACUCGAGCACGCACGUCCCAUCCCGCCCCAUCCCUAUCCGCUCGCCCCGCGCUGUUGCGGCAGAGCUCCCACUCGACCGCGCGCACCGACCACGACCACAGGUAAAGCCAGUAGACUCGCCGCUGCGCACAGGCCUCACCCCUCCUCCUCCUACUGCCUCUGCCACACCGGCUCCUCCCGCGGCCGGGACUGGGGCAGACGACGGAACAGCAAAGAACGAUGGGCUCGUCGAUGUGCCGAUUCAGUGGAACGGUGGCGGCAAGGCGGUAUACGUUACCGGCAACUUUGCCGACAACUGGCGGGGGCGCGUCAAGUUGAAGAAGAGCACGCACGACUUUAACACCGUCCUUCGCCUUGCACCAGGCCAAUACCGCCUCAAGUUUAUCGUUGACGACUCGUGGCGAUGCUCCAAGGCCAUCCCAACUGCCACCGACGACGACGGCACACUUGUCAACUGGAUUGAGGUUGAUGCUCCCAAGACGGAGGAAGAAUUGGCCGCCGAGUGGGCCAUGGACGCAAAGCCUGCCACAAAGGCCGAAGACGUGGAUCCGCAGCAGUGGACGAGCGAGCUCCCAACCGCCCUCGUACUAUACCAGUACCUCGAGGAGCUACCGCAGAUGUACUCGAACGAUGUGCUGCGCCAGUUUGUCAGCACUGCGCCAUACUUUGCGCCCGUGCCCAAGCCCCCUCAACUUCCGCGUAUUCUGGAGAAGGUUAUCUUGAACUCGGACCCACGGCGCCCACCCGAGCCCAACCCGCCUACAGCCAGCGGCACACAGGCCGAAGCCGUUGAUGACAAUGCCAUCCUCCCCACCCCUUCGCAUGUCGUGCUCAACCACCUCAUGGCGUCUGCCCAGAAGAACGGAACGCUCGGCGUUGCCACGACAUCGCGCUACCACAAGAAGUAUGUGUCGACCUUGCUCUUCAAGUCGAGCUCGCCGCCGUCAGACGACAAGCAGCCCGUUCCAUCGCCCCAGGAGCGCGCCGCUGCCCUUGCAGCGGCUGCCGCGAAUGCACCGUCCUCAUGAUAGAAUCCUUAUCUUGUGAUAGGUUUGUGCCGCGCUGGGCGCGGGUGUAAAUGGUGGGAAGAAGGGGCCUCCCCAGCUCCAAUAGAACACGUUGAUAUUAGACUUUGUAGCGCCUGGACAUGAUCCAUGCUUCAAUGCCAUGUCUGUAGCUUGUG
Cutaneotrichosporon oleaginosum is the source of this 1999-nucleotide messenger RNA. RefSeq lists its product as uncharacterized. The record is from RefSeq and is a predicted model, not a curated record. Gene Ontology annotation, biological process: signal transduction. Gene Ontology annotation, cellular component: cytoplasm; nucleotide-activated protein kinase complex; nucleus. Lineage: Eukaryota; Fungi; Basidiomycota; Tremellomycetes; Trichosporonales; Trichosporonaceae. Gene Ontology annotation, molecular function: protein kinase binding.